Phodopus roborovskii (desert hamster) is the source of this 1751-nucleotide messenger RNA. It is a transcript of the gene Gp5, whose product is annotated as glycoprotein V platelet. The coding region runs from base 1 to 1707 and encodes 568 amino acids. The record is from RefSeq and is a predicted model, not a curated record. Gene Ontology annotation, molecular function: protein binding. Gene Ontology annotation, cellular component: plasma membrane. NCBI's taxonomy places the organism in Eukaryota, Metazoa, Chordata, Mammalia, Rodentia, Cricetidae. The transcript has a single exon.
AUGCUAAGGAGCGCCCUGUUGUGCGCAGUUCUCGCACUCGUGCACGCCCAGCCCUUCCCCUGUCCUAAAACGUGCAGGUGUGUGGUUCGCGAUGCUGCGCAGUGCUCUGGUGGCAGUGUGGCUCGAAUCGCCACGCUGGGUCUACCCACGAACCUCACACACAUUCUGCUCUUCCGAAUGGACCGAAUGGGCGAAUUGCGGAACCACAGUUUCAGUGGCAUGACGGUCCUGCAGCGCCUGAUGAUCUCAGACAGCCACAUUUCCGCCAUCGAACCAGGCACCUUCAAUGACCUGAUAAAACUAAAAACCCUUAGGUUGACGCGCAACAAAAUCUCUCAUCUUCCAAAUGCGCUGCUGGAUAAGAUGGUGCUCUUGGAACAGUUGUUCUUGGACCACAAUGUGCUAAGGGACCUAGACCAAAACCUGUUUCAGAAAUUGCUUAACCUGCAAGAGCUCUGUUUGAACCAGAAUCAGCUCUCUUUUCUUCCUGCUAACCUUUUCACAAGCCUGGGGAAGCUGAAGGUGUUGGAUUUAUCGGGAAACAACCUGACCCACCUGCCCAAAGGAUUGCUUGGGGCGCAGGUUAAGCUUGAGACACUGCUGCUCUACUCAAACCAGCUCGCAUCUGUGGAUUCGGGGCUUCUGAGCAACCUGGGCUCCCUGAUUGAGCUGCGGCUGGACCGGAAUCACCUCCGUUCCGUCGCAGCCGGUGCCUUCGACAGCCUCGGAAACCUGAGCUCCUUGACUCUGUCCAGAAACCGCCUGGAGUCUCUGCCACCAGCGCUGUUCCUCUGUGCGAUCAGCGUGACUCGACUGACCCUGUUCGAGAAUCCUCUGGAGGAGCUCCCUGAGGUGCUGUUCGGAGAGAUGGCCGGUCUGCGGGAGCUGUGGCUGAACAACACCCAGCUGCGCACGCUGCCCCCCGCUGUCUUCCGCAACCUGAGCGGUCUGCAGACGCUGGGGGUGACGCGGAACCCGCGCCUGGGCGCGCUCCCGCGCCGCGCGUUCCAGGGGCUGGCGAAGCUGCGCGUGCUUGCGCUGCACUCCAACGCCCUGGCGGAGCUUCCAGAGGACGCGCUGCACGGUCUCGGUAGCCUGCGCCAGGUGUCGCUACGCCACAACCGUCUGCGGGCCCUGCCCCGCGCGCUCUUCCUCAACCUCAGCAGCCUGGAGACGGUGCAGCUGGAGCACAACCAGUUGGAGACGCUGCCUGGAGACGUGUUCGCGGCCCUGCCCCAGCUGACUCAGGUCCUGCUGGGUCACAACCCCUGGCUCUGCGACUGUGGCCUGUGGCCCUUCCUCGAGUGGCUGCGACUGCAUCAGGACCUCCUGGGCCGAGACGAGGCCCCGCAGUGCCACAGCCCAGAGCCACGCGCAGGCCUGUCGUUUUGGGACCUGCUGCAGGGUGACCCGUGGUGCCCGCACCCACGAGGCCUGCCUCUCAACCCUCCAACGGAGAACACCCUGGAAGCCCUGGUCCGGUCCCAGCUGCCUAAUAGCUCGCAAACCCGCGCGUGGGUCCAGCUGGUGGCCAGGGGUGAAGGUCCCGAUCAUAGCGUCUACUGGGGUCUUUAUAUUCUGCUUUUAGUAGCUCAGGCAGUCGUAGCCGGGAUCAUCGUGUUUACCAUGAUUAAAAUCGGCCAGCUGUUUCGAACAUUAAUCAGAGAGAGGCUCUUGUAUAAGGCAAUGGAAAAAUCAUGUAACUAAUUAAAACGUGACUAGGGCAUUGUGGAUGGAGCUCCUGGGAGAAU